GAUCACUCGUGUGAUGGCUAAGGUUAACAUAACAUACCUGUUUAUAAUCGUGAUUGCGACUGCGGCCGCCCGAGCACAAUUGGCGGACAUCCUAUUUCCCGGACUGGCGAAAAACGCGCGGAGCUUCACAAACCUACUGGCCGACCAGCCGCUGGUGCAGGUGGCCUCGCAAGUCUCCGGGAACGUAUUCUCCACUCUCAUCCAGGGACUGACCGCCAUCCCUCUCGCCACAGCCAGGUCCUUCCACCCUACGAUCAACUUUCCAAGCCUACUCAGCGACAGCAACAUCGUCGACUACUCCCAAAAUAUAGUAACCGACUUCAAUGUAGGGUCAAACAACGAGGACGUGAGGUUGAACGUCGCGGAACUCAUUCUCAAAUAUGGAUACCCCAUGGAGCGACACAGAGCAGUCACGGAAGACGGAUACAUCCUCCAGAUGUUCCGUAUCCCAAGCAACGGGUCUGCAGUGUUUCUUAUGCACGGGCUGCUGGGAAGUGCUGACGACUACGUGAUAGCGGGCCCGGAGAGUUCUCUCGCGUAUAUCCUCGCUAGAGAAGGAUACGACGUCUGGCUGGGCAAUGCUCGAGGAAACAAACAUUCAAGAAAUCACAUGGAAUUCAAGGCAUCCGACGCCAUCUUCUGGGAUUUCUCUUGGCACGAAAUCGGCUGCUACGACUUGCCGGCUAUGAUCGAUUACGUUUUAAACAUUACAGAGCAGAAAUCGCUGAAGUACAUCGGACACUCACAGGGGACGACGUCAUUCUUCGUGAUGGCAUCUGAAAGGCCGGAGUACAAUGAAAAGAUUUCAUUGAUGGUUGCUCUCUCACCGGUGGCUUUUAUGUCACAUGCGAAUUCGCCUUUAAUACGACUCUUGUCACCGACAAGCAAUCUUCUUUACGGGCUAUUGAAGUCAAUCGGCGUAUAUGAGUUUCUUCCGGACAGCUCGUUGACGCGGACUAUGAAGCAACUGAUGUGCGGCAGCGGACCAUUGGCGGAGAUCCUUUGUAGUAAUGUGUUGUUUUUGAUGGUUGGUUUCGGGUUUGACCAGUUGAAUGUGACGAAUUUGCCUGUGAUAUACUCUCAUGUGCCGUCUGGUGCUUCAUCGAAGCAGUUUGUGCAUUAUGGGCAGGGAGUUAUCUCGAGAGAGUUCAGGCAGUUUGAUUACGGCCACUCGGAGAACGUGCGAAGGUACGGUUCGAGCCAGCCUCCUAAGUAUAACCUGAAGAACAUAGUUGCGCCGAUCUCGUUAUUCUACAGCGAUGCCGACUGGUUGUCACACCCUACAGAUGUGGAUGAGUUGUACAGUCAUUUAGAUAGUGCGAUUGACAUUUACAAAAUCCCAUUGGAGCGAUUCAAUCACUUAGAUUUCAUAUGGGCGAAGGAUUUUGAAAAUAUAAUAUACAGCAGAUUAAGGAAACUGUUAAUGCACUUUUAAUAAAUGGCUUAAUGGGAGUUUUUAUGUAGGUACAACAUACAAUGAAAUCCUUCUUAGAUAAUAAUCGCAUAACGUUUCCGCCUUUAAAUUCAUAAUGACUUAGGUACACGCCUAAUGGUCAUAUUUUCAUCUCAGUAUUAUCACAGAAUAAAUUCUUAUUAGUAACUUAAUCGGCUUAAACUUAUUUAUUUUGUAACAUGAAA
This is a messenger RNA of Ostrinia furnacalis (Asian corn borer), 1638 nucleotides long. Its product is annotated as lipase 3. NCBI's taxonomy places the organism in Eukaryota, Metazoa, Arthropoda, Insecta, Lepidoptera, Crambidae. The record is from RefSeq and is a predicted model, not a curated record. Gene Ontology annotation, biological process: lipid metabolic process. The transcript has a single exon. Bases 14 to 1435 code for a protein of 473 amino acids.